CCGCGAUAGCGUACACAACACCACGCGUUAUGGUACAUCCUACCUGUAAUUAGCUUAGAGGUAAGAUACCUAUGGAAUAUACGUACUAGCUGGAUAUUUCAACAAAGAUGACCGGCAUGGUUUGUUUGCUGGUAUUGAUGGCCGCCUUUACGAUGGUGUCCGCAAAUAUCGUAGGGUUGUCGGAAUUCAAGAGGGUGUGUUAUUUCACGAACUGGGCCCAAUAUAGAGGAAGUCCUAUGACGUUCACCCCCGAUAACAUCGACCCGUUCCUCUGUACUCACAUCAUAUAUGCUUUCUCACAGCUGAACGGCAACAACAUGACUACGGUCGAGUGGAAUGAUCUCUCAAUGUAUAGCAGGAUCGUAGAUAUGAAGACACUGAAUCCCAGUUUGAAAGUAGUGUUAGCAGUUGGAGGAUACAGCCACGGGGUGGACAGGUUUUCAGCGAUGGCUUCGUCAGAUCAGAACAUCGAUGAGUUUGCCACAAGUGUAAUUAAAUUCCUGAGAAAAUAUAGGUUCGAUGGUCUUGAUCUAGAUUGGGAAUUCCCUGCCUACGGCAUCAAUAGCAAAGAAGACAAAUUUCGAUUUACAAGGCUUGUUCAGAUUUUACGGGUGAGAUUCGACACAGAUAGCAUGAUAACCAUGCAGACACCUUUGUUGCUAUCUGCAGCAGUCUCAGCAGGAAAAUGGAAUAUCGACGACUCUUACGAAGUUGAUAUAAUAUCACAAGGUUUGGACUUCAUCAAUCUAAUGUCUUACGAUUUCCACGGGUCUUGGGAGGGAACUACUGGACAUACUAGUCCUCUAUACCCCAGAAGUGACGAACAAGGGGACCAGAAGUUACUGAAUCAGGAGGCAGCCGUACAUUACUGGAUAUCCCUGGGUGCCCCACCAGACAAGAUCGUGAUGGGGAUGGCCUUGUACGGCAGGACAUUCACUCUAGCUAACACCGGAAACGUUGGUCUCGGUGCCCCUACAACGGGACCAGGAAACCAAGGGCCAUACACAGAGGAGCCAGGCACGCUAGCAUAUUAUGAGGUGUGUAAAAAUUUGGAGAAAGGAUGGACAAGAGUUUGGAACGAUGAACACAAAGUUCCGUAUGCAUUCUCCGGAAACCAGUGGGUCGGAUAUGAUGACGUCCAAAGUUUCACUACAAAGGCUGAAUUCAUCCGAGCGACGCGACUGGCGGGAUCCAUGGUGUGGUCGAUGGACUUUGAUGACUUUAAUAACGUCUGUGGAAAUGGUGUAAACCCGCUCAUGUCUGUAUUAAAGAAUACUCUUGAAUAUCAAACAGUCGACCCAAUAACACUGCCUCCAAUACCCGUGACUACAACCACAACUACACCAAAGCCUAUCACCAGUGUUACAACAGACAACCCACCAGAUAUACCUGCGUUCAAGAGGGUGUGUUAUUUCACUAACUGGGCCCAGUAUAGAGGAAGUCCUAUGACGUUUACCGCUGAUAACAUCGACCCGUUCCUCUGCACUCACAUUAUAUAUGCUUUCUCACAGCUGAACGGCAACGACAUGACUACGGUCGAGUGGAAUGACCUCUCAAUAUACAAGAAGGUGAUGGACUGGAAAGUAACCAAUUCCGCACUGAAGGUGUUAUUAGCAGUAGGGGGCUAUAACCAUGGGGUGAAAAGAUUUUCUGAUAUGGUUUCAACCGACAAAUCAAUAGAACAGUUCGCCGCUAACACGAUACUGUUUCUACGGAGUUACGGGUUCGAUGGCCUUGACCUUGAUUGGGAGUAUCCCUGCCUACGAACAAGUGAACCGAACGAUAAAUUUAGAUUUACCCGACUUACGCAGAUUUUACGUCGUGAAUUCGAUCUUGAAGGUACAUCUAGCAAUCGCCCGACAUUGCUUUUGUCCGCAGCAGUAGCAGCGUCCCAGAACACCUCUGACGCCGCUUACGAGAUUGACAUUAUAUCACAGAAUCUUGAUUUUAUUAAUCUGAUGUCGUACGAUUUCCAUGGUACCUGGGAUGACACUACCGGACAUAAUAGCCCACUGUAUGCCAGACAGAGUGAAACGACAUUCCAGAAAUCACUGAACCAGGACGCUGCCGUACAAUACUGGAUAUCCGGGGGCACCCCGCCACAUAAACUGGUGAUGGGACUGGCAUUGUAUGGUCGAUCUUUUACUCUUGCUUCUGCAAAUGAUGUUGGUCUGAAUGCUUCCGUGAUUGGAGGUGGAUCGCCUGGCCAAUACACUAGGGAAUCUGGAUAUAUGGGAUAUUACGAGAUGUGUGAUAGAGUGGAAAAUAAAGGUUGGACGCGAGUAUGGGACAAUGAACAUCAGAUCCCCUUCGCCUUCAGUGGAAACCAGUGGGUCGGUUAUGACGAUGUUGAGAGUUUCACCGUUAAGGCGCAUUACAUCAAGUCACGUGGACUAGGAGGCUCCAUGGUGUGGGCGAUGGAUUUGGACGACUUCAACAAUGUGUGUGGGUUAGGAAUUAACCCAAUGAUGUCUGCAUUAAAGAAAAUACUGAGUUCGCCAACCAUCGGAUCUACAAUCACCCCGACCAUAGCGCCACCUAGUGCGAGGCCGACUACAGACGCUGUAACACGUUCUACUACAACACCGCAUCCAGGUAAAACUACUACAGCAGCGGUUGUUCGUACGACGACCAGUUCUAAUGCGGAGACCACGUCUAAUUCUCAAACUUCGUGUGCACCAACCCUGUGUCCUGAUUCAACGAUAGUCCCUUCUGCUUGCGAUGCUGCCUGUGUAUUCCAAUGCUGCAAUGGAAGUCACGUUGAGUAUUGCUGCAAUUAUGGCUAUGUAUGGAACGAUAGGGACAAAAACUGCCAAAAGACUGUACAGACGACCACCACACCACGUCCCAUAGUUUCAACCCAGAUAAACUGUGAUGCCCCAUCCAGCUGUACACAUGGCCAGUUCUCACCUGAUCCUUGUGAUGACCAAUGCUUCUAUAACUGUGGCCAUGGAAUCUCCUAUCACCAAUGCUGUGCAACUGGCAGAGUGUGGGACAACUAUAUCAAGGACUGUAACUAUCCUGAACUCAUACAGGAUGACCUCAAUUGUCGCCCUAAAGUGUGUCCACCAUUUGAGUUUCUGCCCGAACCUUGCGUCCCUCAUUGUUACUACCAAUGUUCCUCCACCGGCCUUGACAUCAGAUUCUGUUGCAAUCAAGGAACGAUUUGGGAUGAUUCCAUUAAAGCAUGCAACUACCCACCAGCGAUGGACGAAGUUAACGCCGUGUUUAAUAUUAUACAGCCAUCCACAACUCCAGCCGGAAAGACACUGAGAUCCGGAACUAAUACUUUAACACAUCAGAUUAAUUUCAUUGGUUGCGGCAUUUCAGGCAUUUCAGUGUCGUUUUCACCACAAAAAACGACGUUUCCAACACAAGUGAAAAGUGAUCACGUGACCACGCCUCAGCAAAUCAUUGAAAAGGAGAAAAGGCAUAUUCGCCGGACAAUGUCAACAACAAAAGAACCCGAUCAAACAAAUCCACUGAUAAAGCAAACUCAACCUAUAAUCUUAUUCACAAAACAGACAGACUCUACCGAAUCACCAACAAAACUUCCAGACCCAACAAAGUCACAAGUAAAAGAAACGGAUUCACCAAAUCUACCAAUGAAGCAAACUUAUCCAACAAAGUUGCAGACAAAGUCAACUGAUAUAACAAGGUCACCGACAAAGCCAGCUGAUGAAACAUGGAUACCGACAAAGCCAGCUGAUAAAACAUGGAUAUCGACGAAGCCAACUGAUAAAACAUGGAUAUCGACAAAGCCAACUGAUAUAACAAAGUUACCGACAAAGCCAACAGAUAAAACAUGGAUAUCGACAAAGCCAGCUGAUGAAACAUGGAUACCGACAAAGCCAGCUGAUAAAACAUGGAUAUCGACGAAGCCAACUGAUAAAACAUGGAUAUCGACAAAGCCAACUGAUAAAACAUGGAUACCGACAAAGCCAACUGAUGUAAUAAGGUCGCCUACAAAGCCAACAGAUAUAAAAAAGUUACCGACAAAGCCAACUGAUAAAACAUGGAUAUCGACAAAGCCAACUGAUGUAACAAGGUCGCCUACAAAGCCAACUGAUGUAACAAAAAUACUGACAAAGCCAACUGAUAAAACAUGGAUACCGACAAAGCCAACUGAUAAAACAUUGAUAUCGACAAAGCCAACUGAUGUAACAAGGUCGCCUACAAAGCCAACUGAUAUAACAAAGUUACCGACAAAGCCAACUGAUGAAACAUGGAUACCGACAAAGCCAACUGAUGUAACAAAGUUACCGACAAAGCCAACUGAUAAAACAUGGAUACCGACAAAGCCAACUGAUGUAACAAAGUUACCGACAAAGCCAACUGAUAAAACAUGGAUACCGACAAAGCCAACAGAUAUAAAAAAGUUACCGACAGAGCCAACUGAUAAAACAUGGAUAUCGACAAAGCCAACUGAUGUAACAAAAUCACCGACAAAGCCAACUGAUAAAAAAUGGAUACCGACAAAGCCAACUGAUGAAACAUGGAUAUCGACGAAGCCAACUGAUGUAACAAAGUUACAGACAAAGCCAACUGAUAAAAAAUGGAUACCUACAAAGCCAACUGAUAAAACAAAGUUACCGACGAAGCCAACUGAUGAAACAUGGAUACAGACAAAGCCAACUGAUAAAACAAAGUUACCGACAAAGCCAAAUAAUGCACCAAUAUCACCGACAAAGCCAACUAAUAAAACAUGGAUAUCGACGAAGCCAACUGAUGUAACAAAGUUACCGACAAAGCCAACUGAUGUACCAAUAUCACCGACAAAGCCAACUGAUAAAACAUGGAUAACGACAAAGCCAACUGAUGUAACAAAGUUACCGACAAAGCCAACUGAUGUACCAAUAUCACCGACAAAGCCAACUGAUAAAACAUGGAUAUCGACAAAGCCAACUGAUGUAACAAAGUUACCGACAAAGCCAACUGAUGAAACAUGGAUACAGACGAAGCCAACUGAUAAAUCAUGGAUAUCGACGAAGCCAACCGAUAAAAAAUGGAUACCAACAAAGCCAACUGACAAAACAUGGAUAUCGACAAAGCCAACUGAUGUAACAAGGUCGCCUACAAAGCCAACUGAUAUAACAAAGUUACCGACAAAGCCAACUGAUAAAACAUGGAUACCGACAAAGCCAACUGAUAAAACAUGGAUAUCGACAAAGCCAACUGAUAAAACAUGGAUAUCGACAAAGCCAACUGAUGUAACAAGGUCACCGACAAAGCCAACUGAUAAAACAUGGAUAUCGAUGAGGCCAACUGAUAAAACAUGGAUACCGACGAAGCAAACGGAUGUAACAAGGUCACAGACGAAUCCAACUGAUAUAACAAAGUUACCAACAAAGCCAACUGAUAAAACAUGGAUAUCGACAAAGCCAACUGAUGUAACAAAAUCACCGACAAAGCCAGAUGAUAAAACAUGGAUAUCGACGAAAGCCAACUGAUGUAACAAGGUCACCGACGCAACCAACUGAUAAAACAUGGAUAUCGACGAAGCCAACUGAUGUAACAAACUCACCGACAAAGCCGACUGAUGAAACAUGGAUAUCG
Messenger RNA from Pecten maximus, 5556 nucleotides. RefSeq lists its product as uncharacterized. Lineage: Eukaryota; Metazoa; Mollusca; Bivalvia; Pectinida; Pectinidae. Gene Ontology annotation, biological process: carbohydrate metabolic process; chitin catabolic process. Gene Ontology annotation, molecular function: chitin binding; chitinase activity. Gene Ontology annotation, cellular component: extracellular region. The record is from RefSeq and is a predicted model, not a curated record.